This is a messenger RNA of Diabrotica virgifera virgifera (western corn rootworm), 1950 nucleotides long. It is a transcript of the gene Ufsp2, whose product is annotated as ufm1-specific protease 2. NCBI's taxonomy places the organism in Eukaryota, Metazoa, Arthropoda, Insecta, Coleoptera, Chrysomelidae. The record is from RefSeq and is a predicted model, not a curated record. Bases 167 to 1867 code for a protein of 566 amino acids. The transcript is spliced from 7 exons.
UGUAGAUGAGGUCGAUGACAUAUGGAUGACAUACAUCUCCACAAAGAACUGUCACUGUCAUUUUUUAGUUGCUUGAAAAGGAGUUGAAAAAUUUUGAUUUUUUUGAAUUUUUUAGCAGGUGGCCAGUGAUUGAUGAUUUUGAAAUAUUUAUUGAACAAUAGCCGAAAUGAAGCAAACAAUAAAAAUAUCCCAAACUAUUAUAGAUAGAUUAGGACGUACCCCUAACAGCUGUGAUGGUAAUUUGUAUGGAAUUUCCCAUCAAAAUGAUUUGUUUAUCCUGGUUUUACAGGCAGAUUCAGAAAACGAAAUUGAUUUCUCUAGUUUCCUUCCCACAGGAAUUGAAUUGUGCGGCCGUUUUCAAAAAGCCGAGAUUACCGACUUAAAUAUACAAAUUCCAGCUCAAUCAGUAUUAGUUACAAGUAGUAUUGGCAAAGAAAAUAACGUGAAUCUUUACCAAGAACAAAAUGGAAAGCUCAAUAAAUCUGAAUAUCAAAUCAUCACUGAACAGGAGAUUAAUAGCACAUUUUUAUUUAUUAGACUGAAAGGUGAGGUUGUCCUAAAAUCUGAAUUUACCGUGCAAGCAUUGAAGGAUGCCUUCCAAAUAAUUAAGAAAUCACUACCGUUGGAUAGUGUUUUUGGUCUUUUAAAAAGCAAUUUAUUUCUCCAAGAACAUGGCACAAUAAAUGCUGAGUCUAAUAGUGCUAUUAAUGAAUUUUACGAGGAUGUAAACGGUGCAAAUGAUGAAGGCAGUAGAAAAAAGAAUAAAGUUGUUAGUAUAAAGCCAAGAGUUUUAGAUUUUAAUUAUCUUCAACAGUUAACAAGAGAUAAAUCAAUUGAUAGUAUAAAAGAACAUGCUCCAAUUGGGAUUCUUAACAAAAAUCCCUUGACCAUUAUUGAUACACUGUUACCACUAAAUUGUAUUUCUAUGGUUCAUGAACAAACUAAGACAAGUCAACUCUACGAAAUUUUAUUAAAAAGUACUGCAAAUAGAUUAAGUUUACUGGAAGAGAAAAUUAUUCAAUUUGUAAAAAGUAAUAGAAAAUCUUUGACAUUUCAACCAUACCAUUAUUAUCCUGAGGAAUGCAAGCAUUUUUUGACAUUACUAUAUGCCAAGAGUCAGACAGAUAAAGAUACUGAAUCAGAACGAAAACUAAUACACAAACAAUUACUAUUGGAUUUGAAUACUCCUAGGUUUAGAAGAGCAAAUCAGUAUUCAUUUGAUAAAAAAUUGAAUGGUCCAUUGAUUAAUCCACACGAAGGAGUUAAAAACACUGAUAAUGGUGGUACCAUUGCAUUAGUUAAAGGCAAAUAUGAGUACUACCACUAUUGUCAAAACAACAUGGACGACAACGGUUGGGGAUGUGCUUAUCGCUCCUUACAAACUCUAGCUUCCUGGUUCAAACUGCAGGGGUAUGUUGAUAGGGACGUGCCCACUUAUCAGGAAAUACAGCAAUGUUUGGUAGAUAUUAGAGAUAAACCUUCUAGCUUUGUUGGGUCCAGACAGUGGAUUGGAUCUACCGAAGUGAAUUUUGUAUUAAAUACAUUAUUAGGUGUUCAAAAUAAAAUUGUCUAUGUUAGUAAUGGUGAAGAUAUGGCUUCUCAAGGUCCUGAAUUGCUUAAUCAUUUUCAGAAUUAUGGAUCUCCCAUAAUGAUAGGUGGAGGCGUUUUGGCUCACACAAUUUUGGGAGUUGAUUACAACCAACAGACCGGUGAUAUAAGAUUUUUAAUUCUCGAUCCUCACUAUACGGCAGGAGAAGAUUUACAUGUCAUACAAAAUAAGGGAUGGUGUGGAUGGAAAAACCUCUCAUUUUGGAAUAAAACGGCAUACUACAAUAUGUGCUUACCGCUUGUUCCUAGAGAAGUUUAGAUUUUCGGUUGGAUUUAUAAAUUCGAUCACACUGUUACAUUUUUUUAUGUCUAUGUAUAAAGAAUAAAGCAUUAUCAUUAAAA